Drosophila erecta is the source of this 926-nucleotide messenger RNA. Its product is annotated as neuropeptide F. Bases 436 to 744 code for a protein of 102 amino acids. The transcript is spliced from 3 exons. Lineage: Eukaryota; Metazoa; Arthropoda; Insecta; Diptera; Drosophilidae. The record is from RefSeq and is a predicted model, not a curated record.
CUGUUCUAGCUUCUCCAUUUUCCAUUCUCGAUUCCCCAUCCAAUGCUCCAUACCGCCCACCCACUUCGUUGCCCACUCCCGGUGGCUCUUCCGUUCCAGCUGCUGCGAAAGUUCCAACGCGACAGCAGCCACAUAAUUAGCCUGCAUAUGAAAACAUUUUAGAGGUUUCGAGCCGUGUUCGUUUCGAAUCGUUUUGCCAACUUCCGUUCGCUUCUGCUCGGGAUCUGGAUGAGGGUGGAGUGGGCAGUUCGUGGAUGAUAAGCCGGGCACAUCCUCCGGCCGGGGACUCCUAUAAAUACCUGUUGCCAAUGGCUUUUGGCCAACAUUUAUUCACGGUCGCGUCCGCUGAUUACACAGUCACACAGUCCGCCGAACAAUUGCAUUGUGACACCGCUUGCGCUUUCCAAUACUCAAGCUCGCAGUUGUACCAGAACUAUGUGCCAAAUAAUGCGUUGCAUCCUGGUUGCCUGUGUGGCCCUCGCUCUCCUUGCCGCCGGCUGCCGGGUAGAGGCGUCCAACUCCAGGCCUCCACGAAAGAACGAUGUCAACACCAUGGCCGAUGCCUACAAGUUCCUGCAGGAUCUGGACAGCUACUACGGGGACAGAGCCCGGGUUCGGUUCGGAAAGCGGGGAUCGCUGAUGGAAAUCCUGAGGAAUCACGAGAUGGACAACUUAAAUCUGGGAAAAGGCGCUAACAACGGAGGAGAACUGGUCCGCCCGUUUAAUGAGGAGGAUAUAUUCUAAAUCCACCCUAGGCGACCAUGGCAACGUCACUAACUCAUGAUUAUAGUUAUUAGCAUACGCACUUUUAUUUAACUGUUUUACGGGGCAAUAGUUUAAUGUGCUGAAAAACAAAAAGUAGUUGCAGCUACAGAAUUAAGUAUUUACUCUAGUCUUGAUGUUGGUUGAAUAAAUGAAUUACCCAA